CUGUGGUGGAGUGAGAGAGGCCCAGAGAGCCGGCAAGAGGGGAGCUCAGAUCAGUAAAAAGCAGUCAAGAGAAAGCAGGAAGGCAAGCAAGUGAUCCUGGAAGAGAGGGGGUGGAAUCAGUUUGGGUUGUAGAGCAGAAAAGAGGUGAGAAAGAGAGGAUUCUGUGCUUCCAGAGGACUUGGUUGGGACAGGACACGCAGUCCUGCCUGGGGGCAACAAGAGACCAACUCACAGAAAGAGAGGGAACACCUGGAGCAGGCAGAGUUACACUCACAGGAAGCCUCAGACUCUACGCUCACUUUGUCUCAGCUCGGCUGCAGCAGGCUAUAGUUGUGUUUGCUGUGAUUUGAGAGGAGCAUGUUUGACUGCAUGGAGGCUCUGGGGCUGGCCCCUCGGCCCCUCUUUGAUGUAUCCGGACAAGGGUCCUGCAUGCUCAGCAAGGCCAGCUCGUACUUCUCAGGCCUGGACCCCUACGCCUGGGCCGGGACCGGCAGCAUUCAGUCGGUGGAGACCCAGAGCACCAGCUCAGAGGAGAUGGUGCCCAGCUCUCCUUCCCCUCCUCCCCCUCCUCGCGUCUACAAACCGUGCUUCGUGUGCCAGGACAAGUCAUCUGGUUAUCACUACGGAGUGAGCUCCUGCGAGGGCUGCAAGGGUUUCUUUAGGCGAAGUAUCCAGAAGAACAUGGUGUACACCUGCCACCGAGACAAGAACUGCCAGAUCAACAAAGUGACGCGCAACCGCUGCCAGUACUGUCGACUGCAGAAGUGCUUUGAGGUUGGCAUGUCCAAAGAAGCGGUGCGUAAUGACAGGAACAAAAAGAAGAAGGACGUGAAGGAGGAGGUGGUGCUGCCAGAGAACUACGAGCUGAGCGGGGAACUGGAAGAGCUGGUUAAAAAAGUCAGCAAAGCUCACCAGGAAACCUUCCCAUCUCUGGGCCAACUGGGAAAAUACACUACUAAUUCGAGUGCCGACCACAGAGUGCAGCUGGACUUGGGCCUGUGGGAUAAGUUCAGUGAGCUGUCCACUAAGUGCAUUAUAAAGAUUGUGGAGUUUGCCAAGCGACUACCAGGCUUCACCACGCUCACCAUCGCUGACCAGAUCACCCUCCUCAAAUCUGCAUGCCUGGAUAUCCUGAUGCUGAGGAUAUGCACUCGCUACACCCCAGAACAGGACACAAUGACCUUCUCUGAUGGCCUCACCCUCAACAGGACCCAGAUGCAUAACGCCGGCUUCGGCCCGCUCACAGAGCUGGUGUUUGCCUUUGCCGGUCAGCUGCUGCCUUUGGAGAUGGACGACACAGAAACAGGCCUGCUCAGCGCCAUCUGCCUCAUCUGCGGAGACCGCAUGGAUCUGGAGGAGCCCCAGAAGGUCGACAAGCUGCAGGAGCCACUGCUGGAGGCUCUGAAGAUCUACACCCGCCGCAGACGCCCCAACAAGCCUCACAUGUUUCCCCGCAUGCUGAUGAAAGUCACAGACCUCCGAGGAAUCAGCACCAAAGGUACAGAGCGAGUCGUCACCCUGAAGACGGAGAUCUCGGGCCCCAUGCCUCCUCUGAUCAGAGAGAUGUUGGAGAACCCCGAGGCCUUCGAGGACAGCAGCGACUCGGGGGACAGCGCUGCAGCCGCCCCCCCCGCCAUUCAAGCCAUCAAACAGGAAGAGAAAACCACGGAUGAGUCUGCAGUCGAGGAAGAAGAGGAGGAGGAAGAGGACGACUACUGGGACGAGGAGAAAGACAGAGGGGCGGACAGUGACAGGGAGCCGUCGGGGGGGGAGGCGGCGGCUGCGGCGGGGGGGGGGCCAAAGAAAGGCGUGAGUGGGAAAACGCAGUGAGACAAGACGCCAUGAUGCUGCUUCCUCCCUCAGAUCACUGAGCCCUCACCCAGCAAUAUCUCUCCUGAGAAACCUCACAGAUUUAGGCUCUUAUACAACAACAGUGUUUCACACAGCACAUAUUUACAUAGACUGAAUACUGUACAUGCGGCUGAAAGGAAAGCUUGUUGAAUUCAGUCGAGGAGGCAAUGAGUGGGAGAAGCAAAAGCACUACAUUUCAGUGGGCUGGGGAGAGCAUCGGGAAAACGUCAAAACGCCAAAAUGAGACUGUACAAAAGAUAUUUCAAAAGUGUUUUGUCCACCCAAAGAGGAACUAGAGGUGUUGGACAGAAGAAAAUGCACUCCUCCGCUAUCUAUAAGGGCUAUGCUUUGUAUACAAUUGAUGGUAAACAUACAUUGCAACAACUGAACACUACGUGGUGUCCAUUUGCCGCAAAUGUCUUCUCAGAAUUCCUAUUAUCGCUAUUCAGAGAUACGCGACUUAUUUUUCAAUAGUGGUUUUUCUAUGCAUGUACACGUUUCUGUUUCUUUUUUCCUGUCUAUGGGACUUCUUGUUGCUUUUUUUGUAUAUUUUUCUCUUUCUGCUCAAAUUUGACUUGACACGUAGUUCAUUUAGCUUGUCUUGUUAUUUGUAUGCAUUUCUGCUACAUUGGACACAGUGAAAAGGGAAAGAGAGAGCAGGUCGUGAGCAGGACUCAAACUCACAUGUAGUUCGUGAAACAUCGGAAAGACAAUAAGAGGAAGACUGUCCUUCAGCUCUGGUUCUUGUGAUG
Molecule: messenger RNA, 2603 nt
Organism: Notothenia coriiceps (black rockcod)
Lineage: Eukaryota; Metazoa; Chordata; Actinopteri; Perciformes; Nototheniidae
Product: retinoic acid receptor gamma-A-like
Exons: 8
Coding region: 358-1830 (490 amino acids)
Biological process (GO): regulation of transcription by RNA polymerase II; retinoic acid receptor signaling pathway; cellular response to corticotropin-releasing hormone stimulus
Cellular component (GO): transcription regulator complex; nucleus
Molecular function (GO): RNA polymerase II cis-regulatory region sequence-specific DNA binding; nuclear receptor activity; nuclear glucocorticoid receptor binding
Source: RefSeq, a predicted model, not a curated record